AUGAGUGGUAAGUUUGUGCGUGCGUCCAAGUACAGACACGUUUUUGGGCAGGCAGCCAAGCGGGAACUGCAGUAUGAAAAUAUUAAGGUUACCAACAACGCUUGGGAUUCUAACCUGAUUAAGACCAACGGGAAGUUCAUCUCUGUUAAUUGGAACUCGUCAGGUGGGGGUGCCUUCUCUGUGAUUCCAAUUGAGGAGGUGGGCAAAUCUCCAGAACAAAUACCGCUGUUUAGAGGCCAUACUGCCCAUGUAUUGGACACCGAUUUCGAUCCGUUCAACCAACGCAGAUUGGCGUCCGGGUCUGAUGACUCUAAGAUUGGGAUCUGGGAUAUUCCCGAGGACUACUCCUUCCACAACUACCUGGACUCCAAUGGCGAUCCCAAGGAUAUUAAACCUGUCAAAAUGCUGGCGGGCCACUCCAGGAAAGUUGGGCAUGUACUUUAUCAUCCGUUGGCGCAGGACAUCUUGGCUUCCUCCUCGUUAGAUUACACUGUCAAGAUCUGGAAUGUCGAGACUGGUGAAGUUUUGUUUACUUUGAAACAUCCGGACAUGGUCACCUCUAUGUCUUUCUCCUAUAAUGGUGCUCACUUGGCAACCGUUGCUAGGGAUAAGAAGCUGCGAGUAUGGGAUGUAAGAAAGGGUGAAGUAGUCAGUGAAGGUACCGCUCAUGCGGGGGCCAAAAACCAAAGGGUUGUCUGGCUGGGCAACUCCGACAGAUUGGCUACCACUGGCUUCUCCAAACUAAGUGACCGCCAGAUUGGUAUCUGGGAUGCGUUCCAUUUGGAAAAUGGGGAUCUUGGCGGGUUUUACACCGUUGAUCAGUCGUCUGGUAUUUUAAUGCCAUUCUACGACGACAGUAACAAGAUUUUGUACCUAGCGGGUAAAGGUGACGGUAACAUUAGGUACUAUGAAUUUCAAAAUGACGAACUGUUUGAAUUAUCUGAGUACCAAUCCACUGUUGCACAGAGAGGAUUUGCCGUUGUACCCAAGUACUUGGUUAACAUCAAGGAAAACGAGGUGUUGAGAGGUUUUAAGACCGUAGUGGACCAACGUAUCGAACCAAUUUCAUUUUACGUCCCCAGGAAAUCCGAGGAAUUCCAAGAGGACAUAUACCCAGAUGCCCCAUCGGAUAAACCUGCAUUGACAGCAGAGGAAUGGGUUUCUGGAAAGGAAGUGGAUGGUCCAAUUUUAGUCAGCAUGAAGGAUGUUUUUGAUGGUUGCGCCCCAAGCUUCCAUGCCGCUGAAAAGUCCACGUUAGAAGUCAAGGAGGAAAAGAAGGAAGAACCUAAGAAGGAGGAACCUAAGAAGGAGGAACCUAAGAAGGAAGAGCCUCAGAAGAAGUCUCCCUCUCCAUCCGCUUCUAAGGAAUCGGGCACUUUGAGUGACAGACUAGGCUCUGAUAACUCUGUCGGGAAGCUGUUGCAGAAGGCGUCGGACCUUGAUACUGUCAACAACACGGAAGACCCGGCCAAGGACACGUCUGGCUGGGACGACGAAGACGACAAGCCUCGCUCUCCAGAGCCUGUUGUCAUAUCUAAGGAGCCGAUCAAGAAGCAAGCUGAACCAGUUGUCAAGCGCCCAGAAGAAGAGCCCAAACAGGAACCCACUUCAAUAGCCACAGACAGAACUGAAAAGACAACCGACCCAGUCAAGCCAAGUGAGGAGUCCAAGAAAACCACACCCACUCCCAGCUCGACAGCACCUCCCGCAAGCACACCUGCUGCAAAAACCGCUUCAGGAGGAGCCAAAUCCAUGGGACUGAAGCAAUCUGUUGAAAAGCUAUCCUCCCUCGUCCUGGAUCUGGAACAAGUCGUUGAGAAGUUGACGAAGGCUAACCUCGACAAGGACGAACGCCUGGAGGCACUAGAGAAGAGCAUGCAACAGCUGCUGGACAAGAAGAACUGA
Messenger RNA from Huiozyma naganishii CBS 8797, 1905 nucleotides. It is a transcript of the gene CRN1, whose product is annotated as coronin. Gene Ontology annotation, biological process: actin filament organization. The record is from RefSeq and is a predicted model, not a curated record. Gene Ontology annotation, molecular function: actin filament binding. Lineage: Eukaryota; Fungi; Ascomycota; Saccharomycetes; Saccharomycetales; Saccharomycetaceae. The transcript has a single exon. Bases 1 to 1905 code for a protein of 634 amino acids.